This is a messenger RNA of Hyaena hyaena (striped hyena), 1491 nucleotides long. RefSeq names its product eukaryotic translation elongation factor 1 gamma (gene EEF1G). The record is from RefSeq and is a predicted model, not a curated record. Lineage: Eukaryota; Metazoa; Chordata; Mammalia; Carnivora; Hyaenidae. The transcript has 10 exons. Gene Ontology annotation, cellular component: cytoplasm; nucleus. Bases 94 to 1407 code for a protein of 437 amino acids. Gene Ontology annotation, biological process: translational elongation. Gene Ontology annotation, molecular function: translation elongation factor activity.
UCUCCACGGCUCUUCCCUUCCCCCCCUCCUCUCCCGGACGGCUUACUUUGCGGCAGCGCCGAGAGCCCCACCCCCUUUCUCUGCGGAAUCACCAUGGCGGCUGGGACCCUGUACACAUACCCUGAAAACUGGAGGGCCUUCAAGGCUCUCAUCGCUGCUCAGUACAGCGGGGCUCAGGUCCGCGUGCUCUCCGCACCACCCCACUUCCACUUUGGCCAAACCAACCGCACCCCUGAAUUUCUUCGUAAAUUUCCUGCCGGCAAGGUUCCAGCAUUUGAGGGGGACGAUGGAUUCUGUGUGUUCGAGAGCAAUGCCAUUGCCUACUAUGUCAGCAAUGAGGAGCUGCGGGGAAGUACUCCUGAGGCUGCAGCCCAGGUGGUGCAGUGGGUGAGCUUUGCCGAUAGCGACAUAGUGCCCCCAGCCAGUACCUGGGUGUUCCCCACCUUGGGCAUCAUGCACCACAACAAGCAGGCCACAGAGAAUGCAAAGGAGGAGGUGAGGCGAAUUCUGGGGCUACUCGAUGCUCACCUGAAGACCAGGACUUUCCUGGUGGGCGAACGCGUGACACUGGCCGACAUCACAGUUGUCUGCACCCUGUUGUGGCUGUAUAAACAGGUCCUGGAGCCUUCUUUCCGCCAGGCCUUCCCCAACACCAACCGCUGGUUCCUCACCUGCAUUAACCAGCCGCAGUUCCGAGCCGUCUUGGGGGAGGUGAAACUCUGUGAGAAGAUGGCCCAGUUUGAUGCUAAAAAGUUUGCAGAGAGCCAGCCUAAAAAGGACACCCCCAGGAAGGAGAAGGGUUCUCGGGAAGAAAAGCAGAAGCCCCAGGCUGAGCGGAAAGAGGAGAAAAAGGCUGCCGCCCCUGCUCCUGAGGAGGAGAUGGAUGAGUGUGAGCAGGCGCUUGCUGCAGAGCCGAAGGCCAAGGACCCCUUUGCUCACUUGCCCAAGAGUACCUUUGUGUUGGAUGAGUUUAAGCGCAAAUACUCCAAUGAGGACACCCUGUCCGUGGCGCUACCGUAUUUCUGGGAGCACUUCGAUAAGGAUGGCUGGUCCCUGUGGUACGCGGAGUACCGCUUCCCCGAAGAGCUCACCCAGACCUUCAUGAGCUGCAACCUCAUUACCGGAAUGUUCCAGCGGUUGGACAAGCUGAGGAAGAACGCCUUUGCCAGUGUCAUUCUCUUCGGAACCAACAAUAGCAGCUCCAUUUCUGGAGUCUGGGUCUUCCGAGGCCAGGAGCUUGCCUUCCCGCUGAGCCCAGACUGGCAGGUGGACUACGAGUCCUAUACAUGGCGGAAACUGGACCCUGACAGCGAGGAGGCCCAGACGCUGGUUCGAGAGUACUUUUCCUGGGAGGGGGCCUUCCAGCAUGUGGGCAAAGCCUUCAAUCAGGGCAAGAUCUUCAAGUGAACAUCUCUUGCUGUCACCUAGCUGCCUGCACCUGCCCUUCAGGGAGAUGGGGGUCAUUAAAGGAAACUGAACAUUGAACCCUUA